Messenger RNA from Rhinopithecus roxellana (golden snub-nosed monkey), 1413 nucleotides. RefSeq names its product TATA-box binding protein associated factor 8 (gene TAF8). Bases 15 to 1019 code for a protein of 334 amino acids. The transcript is spliced from 9 exons. Gene Ontology annotation, molecular function: protein heterodimerization activity. The record is from RefSeq and is a predicted model, not a curated record. NCBI's taxonomy places the organism in Eukaryota, Metazoa, Chordata, Mammalia, Primates, Cercopithecidae. Gene Ontology annotation, cellular component: transcription factor TFIID complex. Gene Ontology annotation, biological process: transcription initiation at RNA polymerase II promoter.
UACGCCAGAGCAAGAUGGCCGAGGCGGCGGCCACAGCUGGGGCCGGCGGCUCCGGAACGAGAUCGGGAAGUAAACAGUCCACUAACCCUGCCGAUAACUAUCAUCUGGCCCGGAGGAGAACCCUGCAGGUGGUUGUGAGCUCCUUGCUGACAGAGGCAGGGUUUGAGAGUGCCGAGAAAGCAUCCGUGGAAACGCUGACAGAGAUGUUGCAGAGCUACAUUUCAGAAAUUGGGAGAAGUGCCAAGUCUUACUGUGAGCACACAGCCAGGACCCAGCCCACACUGUCAGAUAUCGUGGUCACACUUGUUGAGAUGGGUUUCAAUGUGGACACUCUCCCUGCCUAUGCAAAACGGUCUCAGAGGAUGGUCAUCACUGCUCCUCCGGUGACCAAUCAACCAGUGACCCCCAAGGCCCUCACUGCAGGGCAGAACCGACCCCACCCGCCGCACAUCCCCAGCCAUUUUCCUGAGUUCCCUGAUCCCCACACCUACAUCAAAACUCCGACGUACCGUGAACCCGUGUCAGACUACCAGGUCCUGCGGGAGAAGGCUGCAUCCCAGCGGCGCGAUGUGGAGCGGGCACUUACUCGUUUCAUGGCCAAGACAGGCGAGACUCAGAGUCUUUUCAAAGAUGACGUCAGCACAUUUCCACUGAUUGCUGCCAGACCUUUCACCAUCCCCUACCUGACAGCUCUUCUUCCAUCUGAACUGGAGAUGCAACAGAUGGAAGAGACAGAUUCCUCGGAGCAGGAUGAACAGACAGACACGGAGAACCUUGCUCUUCAUAUCAGCAUGGAGGAUUCUGGAGCCGAGAAGGAGAACACCUCUGUCUUGCAGCAGAACCCCUCCUUGUCGGGAAGCCGGAAUGGGGAGGAGAACAUCAUCGAUAACCCUUAUCUGCGGCCCGUGAAGAAGCCCAAGAUCCGCAGGAAGAAGCGCAUACCGAAAAAAGUUCUUAAUUCUGCGAACAUCAACUUCCUGUGCCCAGGUGCAAGUGUGGGGGCAGCUGGUCCAGGGUAGAGCUUUGCCAUGGACUCUGGCGCUUCCGGAAAAACAUUAAGGUAUUUUUCCUCCUCUUGGAGGUUGCGGCCUACCUCAUCUCCAUUUGAUUACUAGUUUUUCUUUUUCUUCUUUGUUAAAAAGUUAUUUAAUUUUGAAUAGAUAAUAUAUGUAUGCAGUAUAAAAUUUAAAAGACAGAAAAAGAUAUAAGUGAAAACAAAAUAUCUUCCUCCUCCCGUUUCCCAGAGGCUCAGACCUCAUCCCUGGCAGCUGCUAUUAUGUUACUGUUAAUAUGGCCUUACGUAUUCUUCCAGAAAUAUUCUGUGCAUCAAAUGCAGAUACUUAUCUUUUCUACUUCUCAGUGUAUUUUUUGGUGACGUUCCAUGUCAGUAAUAAAGAGCUUCUCUGUUUCGUG